ACGGCCGCCCGACCUGCUUUGCUUGGACCUCCACGCCUGCCCAGCCCGCCCAGGUGCCAGCCAUGCCCCUGAUCCUGAUCUCCGGCUAUCCCUCCGCCGGCAAGACGCACCGCGCCCACCAGCUCGUCGACUACUUCCGCGACAGGAUCGCCCGCGCCGACGACGCCCGCAUUGCCCGCCUGCGACUCCACCACAUCAGCGACCACUCUCUCGCCCUGUCGCGCGAUGUCUACCACUCCGCGCGCGCCGAGAAGGAUGCCCGUGCCACCCAGGCGUCGGCCAUAAAGCGCGUCCUCAGCAGGGACGACGUCGUCAUUGCCGACGGCCUGUACUACAUCAAGGGCUUCCGAUACCAGCUCUACUGCGAGGCCAAAGCCAUGCAGACGCCCAGCUGCGUUGUCCACGUAGGAACCCGGGCGGACAAGUGCCGUGAAAUCAACAAGCGUCUACUCGAGGACAGCGAACAGGACGGCGGAUAUGCCGAAGAGGAUUUUGAGAAUCUCGUUUUUAGGUACGAGGAGCCAAACGGCAUGACUAGAUGGGACAGCCCUCUCUUCACCGUCGUCUACGAAGACGACACGCCGCCGCUCGAGCAGAUCUGGGAUGCCAUGGUAGGCAAUGAUAGCAAGGCCAAGGUUGUGAGGCCCAAUGCCGCGACUGUCUUGGCGCCAUUGCAGAAACCAGCAACCGAGCAGAACUACCUGUACGAGCUGGACAAGACCACCUCUGACAUCAUCUCUGCCAUACAGUCUUACCAGGCCGAUCAUCCCGGCGAAGGUGGUGGUGAAGUUAGCAUCCCCGGCGCAGAGAACGCAAUCGAGCUGCCUGCACGACCGUUGAGUCUGCCGCAGAUGCAGCGUAUACGGCGGCAAUUUAUCGCGCUAAACCGUCAGCACAAUUUAUCGAAGACACGGAUUAAAGACUUAUUCGUUGACUAUCUCAACGAUACGUUCCAGGCGUCUUGA
Aplosporella prunicola CBS 121167 is the source of this 965-nucleotide messenger RNA. RefSeq lists its product as uncharacterized. The transcript has 4 exons. The record is from RefSeq and is a predicted model, not a curated record. Lineage: Eukaryota; Fungi; Ascomycota; Dothideomycetes; Botryosphaeriales; Aplosporellaceae. Bases 63 to 965 code for a protein of 300 amino acids.